Messenger RNA from Plasmodium malariae, 7185 nucleotides. Its product is annotated as conserved Plasmodium protein, unknown function. The coding region runs from base 1 to 7185 and encodes 2394 amino acids. Gene Ontology annotation, biological process: protein phosphorylation. Gene Ontology annotation, molecular function: protein kinase activity. Lineage: Eukaryota; Apicomplexa; Aconoidasida; Haemosporida; Plasmodiidae. The record is from RefSeq and is a predicted model, not a curated record. The transcript has 3 exons.
AUGGAGAAAAGAAAAAUUUUAUACAUUUUAGAAAGAGAAUUAAAAGAAUAUGGAGAUGAAGAGAUGUUGUCCUAUUUCCAUCAGUUUUACAAGUCUGUAGAGGGAAAUGAAGGGGACAUUGCUCAGAGGAUUUUUAGUGAACUGGCACAACAAAUGAAAAAAUUCUUUGUAAUAUAUAAUAAAAGGAAUAAAAAUGACUUAAUUGAAAAGAUAAAAAACCUUUUUAAAGAAGAGAGUAAUAAUGAGGUUAACAUAAUAGAUGUGCAAAAAGAAAAUGGAGGUGAUGAUUACAAUAUGAACGAUAAUAUAUUUAACGAAGACAACUAUAUGGAUAAUAGUAAUAAAAAUGGAAAUUGUAAUAGUAACCGACAUAGUAUCAGCAAUAAUAUUAGUAUGAGGAGGGAAAAUCGGAAUUGGAGCAACGAGGAAAAUCCUAAAGGAACGUUUCGUAAUUUUAAAAAUCAUUAUUCGUUUUUGUGUACCAAUUUAUUUGACGAUAUUAACAUACAGAAAUUAGAACUAUGUGUACUGGACUUUGAUAUAUUCAAGUUGUAUAUGUCAAGUGUGGAAAUAAUACAAGCAGAAAAAAAAGAUUCACUAGUUCAUGAAGAAACUUUUUAUGAAACUUUUCAGUAUUUUUUAAAUUUAUUAUGCUUAUUAUAUUUUUUAAAAAAUAUAUAUUUUGAUUUAAGUUAUAAAACAAAUGAAAAUUCAUAUUCCUUUCUAUUUAAAGGAUUUGAAGAAAGAAAAAAUAAAGUUAUAAAUUAUUUCUUUUUUUUAAAAAAGUUAAAGUUACAUAAAUUGAUGUACAAUGAAGUAAUAAAAAUUUUUUGCAAUUUUUUUCAGUACACAUAUAUUAAUGAGUAUUUAAUUAGAAACAUAUUUGACAUAUCAAUGAAUACAUUUAUUUUUACUGCUGUUAAGAAUUUUCAAGGCAAUUACAGGGUAGAUAGCCAUAUUUCACAGGAAAAUUUGCAUCAGGAUGUGAAAACAGAUAACACAAAUAGUUAUAGGAACAAUGUUAGUGGUACUAAGGACGACCAUAAUAGCAGUAAUUACUGUAAGGAUCAGUGCAAAACUGCAAGAAAUAGCACAUGCCCAAACAACAUGACUACCAAAAAUUCCGCUAGUGAUUUUAACGACACGUUUACUAAUAAAGAAAGCAGUGAAUUCGUAAUACUUGACAACGAAGGGGAUGACAAGGUUCAAGAUGGAAGGAACGAAACAGGGGAAGAGAGGACGGAAAUUGGUAGCAGCAGUAAUAAUAACAGCAAUAAUAAUAGUAGCAGAAGUAAUAACAAUAACAACAAUUGUGAAGGCGCUAAUAAGAAAGUUAAUAAUAGUAAUAAUAAUAAUAGUAAUAAUAGUAAUAAUAAUAAUAGUAAUAAUAAUAAUAGUAAUAAUAAUAAUAAUAAUAGUAAUAAUAGUAAUAAUACUAAUAAUAGUAAUAAUAAUAAUAGUAAUAAUACUAAUAAUAGUAAUAACAAUAAUAGUAAUAAUAAUAAUAAUAAUAAUACUAGUAACAAUAGUAGUAACAAUAAUAAUAAUAAUAAUACUAGUAACAAUAGUAGUAACAAUAAUAAUAAUAAUAAUACUAGUAACAAUAGUAGUAACAAUAAUAGUAAUAAUAAUAACCUUAACUGUGGCAGCAGUAAUAACAAUAACUGUAGUAGCUUGAAUGCGGAUCAGAAGGGGAACUGUCUUAAGGGCACCUUUUUGACAAGAAAGAAGAACCAGGAGGACUACUUAAAUAAAGAGUUGAACGAUUUCUUUAUUUCGAAUAAAACUAGCAACAAAGUAAAUAGAUGCUCCUUUAUAGAAGUGAUAUAUGAAGGAAAAUAUAAUGAUAAAAUUUACUCAGAUAAAAUAAUUAAUUCUUUAUUUUAUUUUUUUAACAACCCUUAUUUAAUAUUUACUUUUCAUAAGAACGUGCUAUAUUAUAUUGAAAUGAAGAGUAAAGAUAAAAAUUUUUUUUUAACUUAUAAAAAUGCGCAUGCUCUAGUUAAGUAUUUAAAUCAUUGUGUAACUAUUAUUACAAAGAUUUUUCAUAUAUUCGUAUCAUCUGGAUUAUAUUUUAACAGAAAUAUUAUGGCCCAGAAAAAUAAUAAAUAUUUAAAUUUCUACAAGUUACUGAACUUUGAUAGUUGUACCACAUAUAAUAAUGAGAAAAAUUAUGAAUUUAACAAAUAUCAAGAUUUUAAUUUUAGCAAAAUUAGCAUGAAUAGUAAACGAAGAAGAGAUAAAAAAUGUGGAAAUACUACUUCAGGUAACGAUAUGAAUACAUUUAAUGAAACAUUAUUUGAGGCAGAUAACCUUGUUAAUGAUAAUACUUAUCAUGAUAGAAAAAGGAGCACACAAAAAAGAUUAAGCAACUUUGAUGACACAAAUACGUACGAUUUUAACAUUAUUAAAUAUCUGAUAAAGUAUAAAAACGUUGUUAGUAAUUUUUGUCAAGAUGAUUUAAAUAGAAAAGACAGCAUCGAAAGUGAAGGAGAUCAAAAUAAUUUUUAUUUAUCAGGGACAAACAAACAUAAGGUAAAAAAUGAGUGUACAAUGUAUGAAAAGAGCAAGGAUUAUUUUCUUAAUUCAAAUGGUAGUUAUGACGAGAACAGAAGCUUGUAUGAAAGUGAGUAUAGUUCAAGUGGAACUGGUAAAAGGCGGAGUUAUUAUGAAGGCAGUAAAUGCCAGGAUAAUAGUGGAUACGAAUCGAGCAAAUAUGAAAGCAGCCAAACUGAUGAACCAGAAAGUGAUGUGAAUGAAUACGAAUGGGGAAUAGUCCAGGGAGACAACUGCAGAAGUAACAUAAAAACAGAAAGAAGUAAACACAAAAGAGGAACAAAUGAAAAAAGCAAAGUUGAAGGAAGAAAGGUCAACAGAUGCAACAAUGAAAGGAGCAAAAGAAAAAAUUUAAAGUCAUCUUACAAAUAUAACACUUUGAAUUAUAACACCAUUUAUCAGAAGGAAUACUCGAAUAAAAGCCUUUUCCAUGAUAUAUUACGGAAAGCAAAAAAAAGAAAAAAAUUUUAUGAAGUCAUAGGUAAAAUAAAUAAACUGAAAAACUCGUUUGAUCUUAGUAAUAUAAAUAAAAACAAAACCAUUGAUUUGAAUUAUGUAGAAAAUGUGGAUACUAUUUCGUACUUUAUAAGUAUAUACAACUCUGACAAUAUUUUUCAAUUUGAUUAUUACUUUUUAAAAUUUAUUACGGAAAUAAUAACUACAUAUAACAAUUAUAUUAAAUGUCAUUUAAUUAGUGAAAGUAGUAUAAAAUUUAAAAAGGAAAUACUUGAUAAGAUAAUUAACCAAAUUGAAUUGUUCCUCAACGAAAUUACAAAAUUAAUUUAUGUAUAUACUUGGUGUGUAUUAUACAUUUUUGGACAUUCUUAUUCUUAUGUGAAAUAUGCAAAAUAUUUUUAUCAAAAAAAAUCGUUUUUCGUAUUAGAAAAUAAAGAGCAAUGUGUUUUCAAUAAUUUUAAUUAUUUUUUACAAGAUAGUGGACAUAAUAAUAACAGUGAUAAUUUACAUAUGAACAAUUAUUUUACUCCUUUAAAUAUUGUGGAAAAUUUAAAAUAUAAUUAUGAACUGAAAAGGAAUGUACAUGAGUUUGAUAAUUUUAAUUUUCAUAAUUUAAUACAUAUUUACAAAAAUUCAUAUUUUCAAAAUAUAGUAGAUAAGCUACACCUAAAUUUGAAGUUUAUUGAAAAUAUUUUAUUUACACUAGAUAAUGUAUUUAAGAAUAAAAAAAGUAAAAAAAAAAAAUUUUUAAAUUAUUUAUGCGUAAAAGAUCAAAAAUUAGAUGAUAUAUGUAAAUCAAUUGAAAAUUUAAAGAGGAAUAUAAAUAAAUAUAAAAAAACAUUUCACUAUUGUUUAAAUUUUAACAAUAUAAAAAAUGUUAUCAGUUUGACAUUAGAAGAAAUGAGCAUGAGUUCAGACAAAAUCGAAUUAAAUAAGCUAUUAAACGAAUAUUUGAAUAAAUUAGAAAAUAGAGGACAACUAAAAAAAAGACAAAAAAAAAUUAAUGUUAAGAUAAUUGAUGAUAAUAUCGUUCUUGAUACAACAAACCCAAGAAAGAAGCGGAGAAAAGAUUUAAAAAACAGGAUGGAUGAUGAUGAGUGUAGUAUAUUUAGCACAAAUAAAAGAAACCAAAACUGCUUCCAUUCAUCUUAUGUGGAUAUGAAAAAUAUUUCAGAUCCAAAUAGUCAUAAAGGGGUGAAGCAAAAAAGUACAAGUAAUAAAAAUAACAGCAUCAUAGGUUCAUUUCUGAGGUUGAAUAAUAGUAGUGGGAGCGGCACAGAUAGCGAUAUCAGCAGAGUUAGAAGAGGUAGUCGAGUUAGAAGUGGGAGCAAUCAAAAGAAGAAAAGCGUUUCAAAGCAAAAUACGAUGAUCCCAUAUAAGGACAAUUUCUCUCUGAAAAAAAAUCGCAAAAAUAUAGAGAACAAAAUAAAUGAUGCAACGGAUAACGACAGUUAUUGUGAUAAUGAAGAAGCGAAUGAAAGUUACACGAGGAGUGAUCGCAACUCCAAGUCUAUUCAUAACGAUAAUAGUUAUUUAGAUUAUAACAAUAAAUCUGAAGAGAAUUCUUCUUUGGAGGAUAUGCUUGAAACUAGAAGUAAAAUUUCUUAUUAUGAUAAAACAAUUAGUACAAGUAGUAGUCCUAAUAGUGGUAGAAGCAGUAGCAGAAGCAGUAGUGGAAGUAUUAGUAGAGGAAACCAUAACAAAUACAGUAGGCAUAACAGAAAAUAUAGGCAAAGAAUUGGUAAGAGCAGUAUAAUACUGCACAGGAAUAAUAACAAUAAUAAUAACAAUAAUAAUUACAAUAAUAAUAAUAAUAUUAAUAAUAAAAUUAAUAAUAAUAGCAGUAGCAAACUGAGCGAAUGUUAUAGAAUGGACGCAUUUCUUAGUAACGAGUAUAAUACGGAAAAGCUAUUAUUCUUUUUCAAUUUAUUAAAUGGAAAUAAUAUAUUUUAUUAUUUAUCAUUAUAUUAUUUAGUAAAGAAUGAAAAAAUUAUGGAUAUUAUGCACUUUCUACCUUUGAAAUAUUUACUUGAUUUAUUAAUAUUAUACGAUUUAAAAGAUUAUAUAAAAUUUAAAACUAUAAUUCGAGUGUUCAGAAUUAUAUAUGAGUUUCAAGAAUUCUCACCAAUUUUAAAGCAGCCUAUUUUUUUCAAUAAAAAUAAUUACUGUUUGGAUUAUGCAGAUUUUAUGAAUUAUGAUUUUUCAUGUAAAUUUUUAACGAUUAAUAAAAAAGGGGAUGAUGAUUAUUUAUAUUAUACAGUAAAAAAAGCACAUAAUGAAGAUAAUUACAAUAACCUGUUUUUGACACUUAAAAAAAGUAGUAGUAAUAAUAAAAAUAUGAACACGCGGGUAGAAGUAAGUUCAUACGCAGAUGAAGAUAAUGGUGAUGAAAUGGCAAGUAGUAAGAGUAGAUCAGAUAGGAGUAGCAUACUUGAUAUGAAGGGGAAAUUUUUAGAGCUAUUAAGAAAUACAUUUUCAACGUUAAAUUUUUCGAAUAGUUUGAAAAAUUAUCCAAAUUUGGUGAGAAAUGUAAUAAAUAGAAUUUUAAUUAGUAUAAUAGGAAAAUAUAGUUACCUGAGUAAUGAAAAUCAUAAUAAAAAUUAUAACAGUCUGACAUAUUAUGCACUUAAAUUUAUUUUUAAUAAUUUAAAAAAUUUUACAUUUGGUUACAGUAAUUCGUCCUAUUUCAGUUAUACAAUUAAUGAUCCUACAGAGCUUUAUAAUAUUAGUGUUCAUAAUUUUAUUUUAUAUCACAUAUACGAAUUGGCUAUAAGGACAAAAGAACUUACUAUAAAAAGCUGUUGUUUUAAAUUAUUAAAAUAUUUGUUAACAGAAUAUUAUUUUUAUCCUGAUAUGUUCAGUGAAAAAUCACACGAAUUAAUUAAUUCUGAUAUUAAAAUAAAUAACUUUUGUAUUAAAAAUGUAAUACUGGAUUUUGUCUCUUUCAAUAUAAUGAUUUGUCACCUUCAAAAAGAAUUAACAUCAGAUGUUAAUGUUUUAAAUAAUUUAGACUUAUUUAAUUAUUCUAUUAAAUCAAUAGCAAAUUAUUUAAUAGGAUAUAAAAAUAAUUCUUUUUUCUUUUUAAUAGAUAAAAAAAUGGUUAAAAUUUUGUUAAUAAAAUUAACUUUUAUGAUGCCAUAUAUUUAUAAGUUAAAAAUACCUGCAUGUGUAAUCAGGUUGUAUAUUCGUGUAAUUAAAUCAUUAGAUAAGGAUAUUCUAGACAUGAUACAUAAUUUAAAUAAAAUUGAUCUUAUAUAUGACAGCUUGUUUUAUAUAAUCAUAAGCCAUUUUAUUUACUUCUUUUUAAACAUGAAUAUUGAAUUAGAUGAAGAAGCGUCAAACAUUUUAUCAUGUAAUUAUAAAAGCGGCUUGUCCAGGAAUUCGUGGAAUAGCAAUAAUAAUAGUUGUAUUAAGAUAACCAACGAGCAUGCACAUGUUCAGGAAGAAAAACACUUAAGUCCAAAUAACAAUUCUUUUGAAAUAACUCAACGCGGAGUAUAUGAUAUGGAAGAGAUGGAAAGUGAAAAAGCAGAUGAAGAAGGAGAACAUCAUCAGGGAAAUAAAAACUACCUGACGGUGGAUGGCCAAUAUAAUAAUGAGCAUAAUGAGACCGAUAAUUCCAGUAGCAGCGAAGAGAGUGACAGUUCAGAACAUUCGGAGGGAACAGAUGUGGAAAACGCGCUUGUUGGUAAUAAUUACAGUGAGCUAGUACAUGAUGCUCGUGUGCUUAAAGACGGUAGCGAUAGCAUUCCACGCAGUGAUGCCAAUGGUCAUAAAGCUAACAAGAGUAACGUUAGCACAUGUAACAACAAGAACAGUGCCAACAACAAUAACGAAGGUAUUAGCAGUAACAACGAUAAUAGUAGCAACUCCAACUACAGUAACUAUAACAACAGUGAUGAUAAUAAUAGAGAAGGAGAAACUCCAGCAGGAAGUGAAAGCAGCGUUAAUACGUACGCAAAUCCAAGCAAAUUGAACAAAAUAUCGGAUGUGCUAUAUGUAAGAAAAAUUAUAAACGAAAACAGCACAUUUAAUUUCGAAAAUAACUACUUUAUAAAUUAUUCCUUAUACAUACUUCAUAAGGAGCAUUAUUCGAUAUAUGUGUUUUUUUCAACAUUUUUCAAAAAUGCGCUAAAAGAAUACAGUGAGCUGUCGAAAAGUCAAAAUAUAUAA